This is a messenger RNA of Apis florea (little honeybee), 6913 nucleotides long. RefSeq lists its product as uncharacterized. The record is from RefSeq and is a predicted model, not a curated record. NCBI's taxonomy places the organism in Eukaryota, Metazoa, Arthropoda, Insecta, Hymenoptera, Apidae.
AUGGCCGAGAACGAGAAAUUGGGCGAGCAAGCGGGUCGGGGCCGUAACGGCGAACAAAGAGCGCAAUCGAGGCCGGGUUCGAGGCGGAAAGCGGAGGAGAGCGAGCUGCCCGCGCCACCGCCGGACCCGUGGUUGGCCAAUCUCUGGCUGGCCAAUCCUCAGGCGGGGAGGAGGAACAGCCGGAGCCUGGAGGAGGACGAGGACAUGAUCGGCUACCUGACCGACGACCUCGGCUCGCUGCCGUUCGAGGGUCAAACGUCCGGCUGCCCGUCGAGAAAUUCCGCCCUGGCUAUUUCGAGCCUUUACGCGGAAGACGCGUUCGAGCAUUUGGACCGGCUGUACGCGUUCGUGGACCAGAUUCUCGAGCUGAGGGAUCGCAACGCCAAGUUCUUCAGGCGCGUGAGGAAUCUGGAACGGUUGAAGGUGUUGAGGGACGCGAACCACAAGUUGGAGAAUGCCUUCGCGCGCGGGAACGGGGAGAGCGCCGCGUGCGAGGAGGACACCGGCUUCGCCGAGUCGCUGCUCGACGCUAUGCUGUCCAACUGCAGGGACUCCCCGUUCCAGAGGAGGGGCGCCAGGUCGGGGUCGAGGCAGGCGAGGAACAAAUUCGACGUGGACAACAAGCAAAUCUCGCAGCUCGACGAGAUCUCUGGAGCCGCGCCCAAGGUCUCCAAGUGGACCAGAGUUAAGGCCGCGUUCAAGUGGGAAAGGGCCUACACGAACGACACCGCCGAGAACGCGGAUUCGAGCGCGCCACCCCUGAUCGCCGCUAGGCACAGAAAUCAAGACGUAGAGGCGAGAGACUCGACUUCGUCGCCUGUUAACGAGAAUUGUAACGAGAAGGGGACGCCUGUCGCUCGAACAUCCUCGCCCUCUUCGUCCAACGAUGGAUUUUACGAUUGCCGGAGAGCUGCAAGUACGAACCAAGUAGAUUGCCAAUCUUUAAAGAGAAGAUCUAAUAAAAAAGCGGAUUUUGCAAAUUGGCAUAGCGAAUCCCUCGAUGAUAAUAUUCUCAUGGAUACUUUGCAACCCCACGAGACAGGAGUAACAAAUGAGGCUGGCCAAGGGAAGCCUUUAAUACGUAUCACGUCGGACAAGAGUCACGGGGGUAAGACAGACGAGAAGGAUGAAGGAGAAUCGAUAUCAAAGAGAUCAACACCGACAUUAACGAUUGCAAUACCUUCGCACGAGGAGGAUAUCAGAUACACAUCGUCCCCUGAAUCGAGCUCACCGCUCUUUUUCAACGCGAACGCCUCUGCCGGAAAUUCUCCGCAACACAGGAAGACGUAUCGAGACCAAUCUGCGAAGAACGAUUUUAAACGACAGCAAUCGUACGGUGGAGAAACAUUGAUGUCGAAGAUGCAGAGGCAAGACUCGAAAUGGAACAAGGUCAGACGAGCAUUUCUAACGAAUUCAACCCCAAACGUGCCAUCGAACCUCAACGUUCCCAGACAGACGCUCUUUCAAGAUGGUUUCGAAACUUCGAUAAGCAGCAAUUACGACAGCGUGGAAAAUAUGGAGAAAACGACACCUUCCAACACACCGUCGCAAGACACGAGGCAAGAUUACCGCGCCCUCAGAGAGAAACUGGGCACCGAAUUCCAUCAGAAGCUGAUCGAGUGGGAGCGUUUAAAAAAUUUUCCACCCCGUGUUUCCAGCACGAAAGAAACCUCCUCGAAUUUACCGAGCCCUCGAGAAAGCUUGCUAUCGGAAGAAAGAUUAGCACCCGAGUUCAGGAAGAAAUUGCAAGACUGGAAACGCGCGAAAAAAAUACGAAGAGGAAGUGCCCCGUUUGUGCUGCAGCAGAGGCUGAAUAGGCGUCGUUUAACGGAUUGGCAACUUUGGAGAUCUCCUUUGAAAACCGAAUUCAGGAAUAAAGAAAUCUUCAGUCUCGCUGGUGGUGAAAGCGGUGAGACCGCGAACGAUGGGAGGACGCAAGUUUGUGACGAUUACCCGAGAAAAAUGGAAUCUUGGAAGAGAACGAACGAGAGUAAUUGCGAUGCGAAAAGUCAAACGCGAGCCAAGUCACAUCAACUUGGGAUUGCAUCUGGAAUCGACGAAAGCGAGUUUCUCGCUUUGGAAAGAUUACUGUCGCUUUUCAACAAUAACGCGAGUAAGGAGAGACGAGAGAGUGAUGUUCAACAAUUGGACGAGUGCUUCGAUGGGGAUGCAAGAUCGUAUGCCGAUGGAACACAAAAUUUAAAUGACACCAACGAAGUUUUCGUUCGAACAUCUGUUGGAUCUUACCGAUUCGAAGGUAUUUCACGAGAAUUCACAAGGAAACUGUACGACUGGGAACAAUAUCGUGGAAUAUCACCGACGUCUUCGACCUUCCGCCUUUUAGGACCUUCUUACAUACCAUUUUUAAGACAGACAACUAUGGAAACAUCGACGGAUAAUUCACCGAUAACAAAAGUUGGAAGCGACGAACCGAUAUCGUUCAAAGUCUGCUCUUUGAAGAGGUCGAAAUCUGUCGGCAAUGUGGUCGAGCAAAAUGAUCGAAAUGAACUUUUCAUACGCCGUUCGAACAGUCUACAAUCAUUGGACCAUCUCACGAACAGGUUAAAAGAUGCUGAUCGCAUAGAUGUUUUACAAGAAUCAAUCGAUCCUCAAAGAUCAGAGGACAUAGUCGAAGACAUAAUGGACGAUUCGGAACCGGAAGCAAUGAUCGUGGACAUCGAAGACGUGAUCGAAGAAACUGCGAGCCCCCUGGAAAGGGUGCAACCACACCAAACACCCGUGUACUCGGUUGCAGCGAGCGAAACGACGAGUAUCGCGGUACCAUUGGGAACUGUUACAUCUAGUCACGAACCAUCGCCGGUAUUCUUGAUAGAAAUAGAGGAAAAUUCGGAUUCGAAACGGUGGGAGUCGAAAAAGUGGAAUCAAAGGAAAAGUGUCUCGAGCGAAGACAGUUUGAGCCUGGAGCAAUCCGAAAUGGCGAAAUCUUGGGAGAGAAACUCUUCGAGUAACGUGGAUUCGGAGCAUUGGUCCUCUGCAAGCUCGUGGAGCAAGAGGGAAACGUUUGAUGCGAAGGAGAACGUUGAUAAUUUGGAUCGGGAAUUGGACAAAGAUUCGGUGAAAUCGAACAGCUCGAUUUAUUCGACCGAUGUGGAUACGGAAUUUAACAUUGUAAACGAAGGAAAGGAUCAAGUUAAUUUCGAGAGAGAAGAUGUUCCUGUAACAUUACCUGAAAAGGAAGAUGGACUUGAAAGGAAUCUGAAGGAAUCCGAUGCACAAUCAAAAGUAGCGAUCUGUCGAUACAACCAAGAGUUAUCGAUUGAGAAGGAACAAGGAUACGAUUACCAACAGAUAGAAGAGGAUGAGAACAUCGAUGAUGAAAAAAAUCUUGCUGAAACUACUACUAAAUCCAACAAUGAGUAUGAAGAAAUAAUCGUGACCAAUUCUUUUACGAAUUUGCAGUCAAUGGAAAAUUAUAACGAUGAAACGGCUAAAAAUUUAUUGAAAACAUCGAUUAAUUGUAAAUUAGAGCAAGCCAAAUUUGCAACACGUGACGUAGAUCGUUUCUAUACCAAUCAAGAUCAAAAAAAUUCCAAAAAAGCUGAAGAAAUUUAUACCGUAAUCAGGGAUGACACCGUUCAUCGAGACUUAUCCAAAAUAGAAUUAGACACGAAUCGUUACGAUUCAUCCAAACCGUGCAUCAAUUAUCCAAUCUACGAAAAAGAGAACGAUCGUUUCAAAGAAGCAACGAGAAGUUCACAAUCCGUCGAAAGAAAGAAAUGGCAAGAAUAUCGUAACCCCGAGCCUGCUUCGUCUUCCAUGUUAUCGUGCACCUCGAAUCCCUCCUCGUUCGAACGUCAUCGUGAGCCAACUAUUCAAACAACUGCGUACACGGUAGCGCCAUCUCGCGACCAACGUUGCUUCGAGAGAAUCGUCAUCAACGAAGAAACUCUGAACAAAAUAGUGGUACCCACGGCAACGGGCUGCGUGGAGAAAGCAAGUACCUCGAGAUCGCCGAUAGAGCGAGCGCCAAUCGAAUAUCGAUCGAGCAACGAUCAUCACGUUCCGGUCAAUCGAGAAACAAGUAUUAAAAAGCAAAUCUCCAAUUCACCGACUCGAAACGUUUUCAUCAGGACGAAACGUAUAAUAUUCUCUCCGUUCCGACGUUCGGAAGAGCACUCGUCUGGUAAAAAGGAGAACAACGGUAACGAGGAUGAUCGCGUGUUCUCUACGAAGAGCAAAAGCAAGUCGAUCGGAUCGCCCAAAGCGAACCGACAAGACGCCCUCUUGAGGAUGUCUCUUUCGUUACCGUGGCCCCUUCGCCCAUCCUCGAAGGAUCGUGAGACGAGAGAAGCGACGAAAAUCGAAGAGGAACGGGCGCCCGUUAAACAGAAGCAAAACUUCAAACGGUGCAAGUCUGUGGAGAGCUCGAGGAAAUCGUCCAUCGGCGACAACAUAUUCCAAACGAGGCGAGAUAGAGGUUCGUCGAUCGAAUUGAAAAAUUCUACGAACGAGAGAGAGAGUGUCUCGGUACAAACAGUUGCAAGUGAACGAGAAAAUCGAGCUUCCUUUAGAGUCAGCUUGCCCAGCUUGAAAACUGAGGAGAAAACGAAAGAAAAUUCUUCUUCCUCCUCCUCCUCCUCCUCUUCCUCCUCUUCCUCCUCUUCUUCCUCCACGUCUUCUUCGAGAUUCGACCCACAAUCUUCGGAUCUUAUCCACAAAUUGACGAUUCUGUCGAAUGCAGUGGCGAGACGAGACGGCAGAACCAACACGAUCUCCGAAGAAUCGUCCCUCGUCGAAUCACACUCGUUAAAGGUGCGACGAGCGAAAGAGGAUUUCUUGUCUCGUCGAGGUGGUCCGCUUUGCCAUUCCAUGUUGGAGCCUUCAUCCGUCAAACGGGAGGGUUCGCCAAGAACGUUGGUCCAUUUCUACGAGCAGAUCUCGGAAAAUCAAGAAAGAAUGGCAAGCGGGGAGCAGAUAUCGAGUGUAAAUUGUGCCCCAAACUCGUUGUUAGACGCGUCGAAUGAAAAGGAAGGGCAGCAACACGGGUUGGCAACCAAAGAGAAGAAGAUGGAACAUUUUUUGAACGAUUACAACGAGUUGUCGAACGGUUCGCGACCCGAUCGUGUUAAAUCCGCCAGUGCUGGAAUGAUAAACGUGGAUCCGGACACGUUCGUGCGUUUGACCGAAACCAGCCGGGGAUGCGAGUCUCUUCCAAGAUCGAUCUCGAAGCAGCCUCAGCCGUUAGGAUCGCUCGCGAAAAUUGUUAAUAAAUUAAAGUUUACGAGAUUGAUACGUAGCAAGGAUGCUCAGGAGGAGAAUAUGAGCACGAUCUCGAAAUUGUGCAGACAGAGUUUGUUGAUCGAUGUUAGAAACGAUUUUGACAAGUGUUGGGAGUCGAGCGAUCGUGAGAAGGUUCCUAAAGCGGGUAGCGUUGAGAAGAAUAAGAGAAACGAAUGAUUGUGAUUGUUAAAUUAUAAAUUUUGCAGUGAAACUUCCAGUAUUCGAAUUAGUAAUUAUAUAUGUAUAUUUUAAUUAUCAUUUUUUUUUGUCGUAUAAAUCGUUCGAUUGUGUUGAUUUUAUAAAUAGCGAAUAGUGAAAAAUAUCUGGAUAAGAUUUCGCAAUUUUUAUGGAUCAUCGUUCUUUCCAUCUUCUAUCAAGAGGAUCGUAAAAGUAAUUUAUGGAGAAUUGAAUCGUAGAAUUAUUUGCGUGAGAAAUUUUCCGAUAUAUUUCAAUUAGAUAUAUAAAAUAUUGUAUUAUUAUCUUAUUAUGUGUCUCGAAAAAAAUUAUCCUAUAAUAUUUUUCGUUGUUAUAUAUACAAAAUAAUUAGAAAUAUAAUACUAGAGUAUAGGGGACAAAUGUUUGAAUAAUGGAGGUUCUACUGUAUCGAAUAUAAGCAGUAAUUGUCGAUGAAUAGUUGCGGUUACGGAAAAGAUUUUAAUAAUUUUUUUAAUAACGAAGUUAGAAUAACUAUGAGAAGUAAAAGAAAGAAUACAUAAUUCUAAUUAAUUUUACAACGAAAACGAAACGACAAUCGACCACCAAUCCAACCACGACUCGAAUCCGAAAAGCUGAAAAAUUGCAAUACAAAAACGUAACAAAAUCCCAAUUAAUCAUCGUCUCGGGCUUUAAUCCAAUUCCCAAGCAGCCCAAAACAAAUAAACCGGUAUUUCCCUAUCCUACACGAGCACCGUCCCACAUCAUCUUAAAAACUUAAAUGUAAACGAAUCAGAGUAGUUGGAGAACAAGGGUAAACAAAAGGCCCAGGGGUCGUUCCCAAGUAUUACCGGUGUUUGACGAAAUGAAAUUAAUACCCCAGGGGUGGUCUCGAGUGGUGGUGCGCGUAGAAACUAAAAGUAAGCUCGUGUCGUGUGCGACCAAUACCCGCCCCUCCUUCUCUUUCUCUUCUUCCUCCCCUCUCCAUUUUAACUUUCCCAUCCCUCUUCGAACGACCCCUUCGUCUAAGCGUUACACCUCUCUCUCUUUCUCGAGCACGAAACACUCGACGAUCGCAUUAAGCGGAUUUCGUCCGAUCGACGAAGCGGUCGAACAAACAAAUCGGUCGAACGGGCGCGUUUCGUUUCGUUUCGUGGACGAUUGUGAGCGGCCAUUGUGCCAUCGCGCCGGCGAAGAAUAGGCCCGCCUCGGGAAGAGUUUUGAUUUAUAACGAGUUUAAGCCGACCCAGAUCACUGCUGGGAUAUCCGCUCUCCUUCCUCCCCUGCGAGAUCUCGUUUUCCCGUUUUCUCGCAUUCGUUCGAAUGACUGUGUGAAAUUUUGUUUAUUGCUGUUGUAAAGCUCAAGAUUGCGUCAAGAUUCUUACCAUCUGUUCGAGAUAUUAAUAUUUUUAACUUAAGCUUUAACUAAGAAAUUAAAAAUUUAAAAUGCAGUGAACGAUCAAAACGAUCAAAAUUUUAUUCAUUUUAUAAAAAAUAAAUUGGAUAAAUUCUUUCUCGA